This is a messenger RNA of Phytophthora nicotianae INRA-310, 1262 nucleotides long. RefSeq lists its product as hypothetical. The record is from RefSeq and is a predicted model, not a curated record. NCBI's taxonomy places the organism in Eukaryota, Oomycota, Peronosporomycetes, Peronosporales, Peronosporaceae. The transcript has a single exon. Bases 530 to 1174 code for a protein of 214 amino acids.
CAGCCAGAUCCAUCGCUGCAGUGGUGCAGCCUUCAGAGCGAUGGAAAUGCAGGAACCUCACCACGUCCAGAUGUCCCUUGGCAGCGGCCGCAUCCAUCGCGUAGCUGGUGCAGCCCUCAGAUCGAUGAAAAUGCAGGAAUUGGACCACAUCCAGGUGCCCGUUGGCCGCCGCCAUGUUCAUUGCGAAGGUGGAGCACGAGGCGAUCCCGCUCCGAUGCAGAGCUCGCACUAUGAAUAGGAAUCCGUUCUGUGCCGCGGCAUUGAGUGCUCGGAAGCUGCAGCGGACAGGACUGGAGCGACGCGAAUGCAGCAGAAGCUCAACAAUCUCUAGGUGGCCAGCAGCCGACGCCGAGUCGAGAUCCCAAGCAAACGAAGCCACGAGCGCUACGAGAUCGAUAGAGAGCCCGCGUGCGAUCAAGCUGAGCUCCAUUGACGUGUUGCUUGUUGAGUAUCUUGCCGAGUGAUGCGGUUGGAUCUCCUCGUCGCAUGCGGACCACGUUGAAGAAGAUCCGGUGCGAAGGGGCCUUCGAUGUUUUUCACCGGUUCCCGACACCGGUUUAUAGCGAGAGGAGCUCUUCCCAAGCCAUUCGCUAGCUGCCGUGCGUUUGAACGAUGCUUGGGUUCGGUACAGGCUGGAAUGAAAUCUGUGUUGGCGUCAAGCGCUAGAUCGGCGCAACACCACCUCCAGCUCUACGUGCUUCACUGGAAAGCGCACAACUACAAUGAUGACGAGCGAUGGGCGUUCUCGCUAAUCGAACCCAGUUCUGGCUCAAGGUGGGUGGGUAUAUGUAGUUCCAGCGUCGCUGCUUACAUCGAUCCAAGAGCUAAGAGCUCCUAUGAAGGCCAACCAACGAUCACGGCAGACCGCCCUAAUGCGCUCUAUCAUGUCGUGCGACAAAAGGUUUCUACUGCACUGGCGCUUGCUGCGACAGCGAGGAAGAUGGCUGCGGGGCCACGAGAAGCGAGCAUGCGGUCGGCACAUGGAGCCCUGGCAGCAUCGCCGUCAUGUGGCAGCUUGCAGAUCAGCCUCAUGAAGGGCAUAUUUUAUGCUCGCUAUAAGGUUAUUGGUGUCGUCCACAUAUUCCGCCCAGGCUUUACUUCGCACACGUCACGUUCACCUUGCCCUUGUCCCACGGGUCGUCUCUAUGAGCAUCGAAUCACCUCUAUUUUCUAAUUGAUAUCUGGGCAGUUUCACACUGAUUUAUUAUAUGGAAAACCCUUUUUCCAAAAACUCACCCAUCCCUUUGAGACUAAAUAAACCG